Molecule: messenger RNA, 1480 nt
Organism: Mya arenaria
Lineage: Eukaryota; Metazoa; Mollusca; Bivalvia; Myida; Myidae
Product: von Willebrand factor D and EGF domain-containing protein-like
Exons: 5
Coding region: 63-692 (209 amino acids)
Source: RefSeq, a predicted model, not a curated record
UACGAAUAUCUGUCAAUGCAGUAGAAGGACAGUUAAUAUCAGCAACUCAUACGUCAACUACAAUGGAUAAAUAUAUAACAUUAUUAACCUUCAUAUGUUUUACGUUUGGUUUCGCUAGAGCGCAGAGUGAUGGAUGUACUUCAUUUAAAAACCUCAAUUCUAGCAGUCUCCUGACGGACAACACCGGAAUUUCAAAUCCCCCAUUACAUUUGAGCCCCGGCUGGUAUAGGUAUACCGGUACACUGUCAGGUGUUAUGUCUACGAGCUGUCCGAAUGUGACUAACCAAUGCGGGGCAAAAAAGCAGGCCUGGCUUAAAGGACAGCUACCAAGCUACUCAUCAGGGCUAGUAGAUGUUGAUGUAUGUAUUAGAACAGAUGACACACAAUGCUGCCAAGUGCAAAAUACUAUUCAAGUGCAGAAUUGCAAUUCAUUUUACGUGUACAAUUUAACGGGAUUACCACCGGAUACUCACUAUUGUUUUAACAGUUCUGCUGUUCCACCUUCAACCGUAAAAACUACCAGUACAACAACAACACCAAACUCAGCUACUAGCCCCAGUGCGCUUGGAAGUCCAGAACCUCCUGUUAAAAAUAACUCUCAAAGAAAACCGAAAAGUACUGGCGUCCUAAUAGGUGCAGCAUUGAGCGUUGUUGUUCUGUGGGCGUGUGACUGGUUUAACUGGAUACUAUAAAACGUGUUAUCGAACCAUCUGACGUGUUUACAUAUAAAAGAAAGAACACUUCUUACACUGAAAUCUACAAAUAUCCUCUAUUCGCGUGCAUAUCCGUUGAGGCACAAACCACAAAGCAAUGCCAUUGCCGCGAUUCAUGCAUCGCAGUAAUAAAGUACCUGAAUUUUAAAAACAAACAAGCAACAAGCAUCCUGUCGUCAAACUUACCAUUCUAUGUAUGUUGAAAACUUCGAUGAUACCACGUAAAAAUGAUAAACUGUUUUAUUCUACGAUUUUACUUUUGAUGAAUUAAUUUGUGUGUAUGUAAAGGUUAUUGGUAUAGCUUAGUUAAAUAUAAGUCCACCUGUCGUUCUUCUCCCUUUUUCUGAAGACUAUUCAUAUUAAUUUUUUAUUAUUAAAUUAGGUAACAAUAUAUGUUAUUUCUUUUUCUUGACUGUAAUGCUUAUGCUCAUUUUGAUAUAUAACUUUUUACUUUGGAAUGGAAAUAUAAUCUGAUACAAGCAUUUUAAAUGUUGGAUGUAUUGUGAUGGCUUUAGCUUAUAAUCUUUUAUUGCUAUGUACAAUUCUGUUUAUUAUGUGUGACACUGGAAUGAAAUUAUAAUUAUUUGAUGCAAACACAGGUGCUGAAUGUGUUGCUGUAGAAUUAUUCAUAGGCAAUAUAUUAUUCAAAAUGCUUUGUUUUGCUUGAGUUCUUACAUGUAAUUACACACAGUAGACAAAUCCCAGUAAGUGUCAUUGUUUUUAUUGUAGAAAAUAACAAGAAAUAAAAUAACUGUUAUUUAUGGAAA